AUGGUGUUAAUUACCGCAGAUCUCAUUCGAAAACGUGCAGAACACAAUGAUGGGGAGAUAUACUCUCUUGAAGAAGUGGCUUUACAUCAACAAAAUCUUGAAAAGAUUGAGCUUAUUGAGAACUUGUGUAAAAGCCUUAGAAUAUUAUAUCUACAAAAUAAUCUCAUUCCAAAAAUCGAAAAUCUUUCAAAGCUGAAAAAACUAGAAUAUUUGAAUUUAGCUCUAAAUAAUAUUGAAAAAGUGGAGAACUUAGAAGGUUGCGAAUCCUUAAAAAAGCUAGAUUUGACAGUAAAUUUUAUUGGGGACUUGUUUAGUAUUGAAUGUUUAGGUAAUGUGCAUUUUCUUGAAGAACUUUAUUUAACUGGAAAUCCGUGCACAGAAUAUCCAGGGUAUAGAGAAUUUGUGAUUGCUACGUUACCGCAAUUAAAAGUAAAGAUAGAUUUUCUUUUUUUACAUGUAAAGUUGCUAGAUGGAGUGGAAAUAACUAAAUCGGAACGCAUUAUCGCAUUGCAAAACUUGGAACGUAUUCGUCCAAUCAUAGAAGAAAAACAAAGAGAGCACGGAUUGAAAAGAAAUUCUGAAAAGGUCGAAGCAGUACGAAGAAAAGAAAGAUUCGCCAAGGCAAAUACAGAUUCCAGUUACACAACUAUGGGUUUAGAAGAAUAUUGGUCUGAAAAAGUUCCUUACACACCCGAAUCACGAAUUGAAACACAUGAAUAUAUGCAACGAAAAGAAAAAUCAAGACAAGAAACAAAAAGCUCAAGGAUAGAACCGCGAGUAAUCACAAAAUAUUUUGCCGAAGACGGCCGACCAUACAAUAUCAACACAGCUAAGAUAGAGUUCAACCUCAAGGAAGAUAUAUUAGACGAUCACGAUGUUUACAUACUCGAUGUUGCUGUAUAUAAGCAUAUGGAUACAGCUUUGAUAAAAUGCGACAUACAGGUCAAUUACGUUCGAGUAACACUUAAAAGAAAGGUUUUCCAACUAGCUUUACCAGAUGAAGUUAGAGCCGAUGCUUCACAUGUUAAGCGUUCUUUAACGACAGGACAUUUGCUGAUUACUAUGCCAAAGGCAUCUCAGGAAAUCAGAAUAUCGGCAAAUGAUGAACAUAAAAGUUCUCACGAAAAAAACAAGAAAACAAAUCAUAUUUUUGUUCAGGAUUUUAAUAAGCCAAACGCUACUUUUAGUGAACUAUCUGGAAACAAUUCAUCAAAAUGUAAGGAAUCGUUUCUUCACAUCAAAAAACAAUCGACGACCCCAAGAAUGUACAACGAAUAUAUUGAAGACUGUUCAGACGUUCCACCGCUUAUUUGA
This is a messenger RNA of Schistosoma intercalatum, 1314 nucleotides long. The record is from the annotation of a GenBank genome assembly. NCBI's taxonomy places the organism in Eukaryota, Metazoa, Platyhelminthes, Trematoda, Strigeidida, Schistosomatidae.